Messenger RNA from Ogataea philodendri, 1128 nucleotides. RefSeq lists its product as uncharacterized. The coding region runs from base 1 to 1128 and encodes 375 amino acids. The transcript has a single exon. The record is from RefSeq and is a predicted model, not a curated record. Lineage: Eukaryota; Fungi; Ascomycota; Pichiomycetes; Pichiales; Pichiaceae.
AUGUCCGAUUACGACGUCCCUGGCGGAUUCCCGUCGCUGCAGUCCCGGGAGUUCACGUUGAAGACUCCUCCGCGGAUCAGGAGCGAGAUGAAAACGUCCACUCCGUCCUCUGGUGCGUUCAAAUUCACACCCACCCACGGGAAAAAGCUGUACCCGACCAUUGUGCUCUCUCCAACAGACGGUUCCGACAGCAACACCAGCUACCAGGAGAAAGACAAUGCCUCGUUCACUAAGGAGAUGGACUAUCUGCAAACCAAGCUGUUUUCGUCCAAACUCACCUCGUCCGUGCUGACCGAGCUGAACGACCGGUACCAAAAAGUCCGCAACGACAACAUUCUUAAUAUCCAGAAGCUGAACGCCACGAGCCCGAAACCGCUCAAUCGACGGCCGUCUUCCCGGUAUGCCAGCGAUCAUCGUGGCAGGUUUAACCGGCUGGAGUCCAUUUCGUCACAUUACGCAGCCCGGCGAGCCAGACAGCCACCAACAGAGAACAAGCAGCCGGCAAGAAAGGUGUUUGAAGGGCCAGAGCACCAAACCCGGAAAACUCCAAACGACAAACGGCUCGGGCUUCAGGACCUGGGCAGUGCUUCCAAACGGCUGCGUGUACUCGACGGCUACAAAGAGGUCGUCGAAUCGGUCGAGAGCCCUACAAGACCACAGGAGGAGAAACAGAAGAUCAUGGAGCAGCAGCUGAACAGACAGCGGGGCGAGCAGCCGGUCCUGGGCUCGUUACCACGGCUCCAGUUUUCGCGGCCGUCUAGUGGCUCUGUGGCUUCCAAACCGGCUUCCAAACCGGCUUCCAAGCUCCCUUCGUACCUGCAGCCGACCAAGUCGUCCAUCCAGCGGUCCGAAAGUAAACCGCGUCUUAAUACCAGCGAGUCUACCUCGCAUCUACCGCGACUCAGCAAUAUUGUCCGUUCCAAAACGAUGCAGGAGAUCUCUCCGUCCAGAAUGAACAAGAUCUCCACAAAUACACAAGCUCCACUGGGGCUGGCCCAGAAACCUCAGUCACGGGUGCCGUCGCUCUCGAAAUCGGCAUCGUCCAUGAGUCUGGCCCGGAAAUCCAGUAUCCCGCAGCUUGCGAGACCAACCGUGAAAAAAGACGUUUCCAGACCGUGGAGAAAUUAA